Paraphaeosphaeria sporulosa is the source of this 1318-nucleotide messenger RNA. RefSeq lists its product as uncharacterized. The transcript is spliced from 2 exons. Lineage: Eukaryota; Fungi; Ascomycota; Dothideomycetes; Pleosporales; Didymosphaeriaceae. The record is from RefSeq and is a predicted model, not a curated record. The coding region runs from base 145 to 1179 and encodes 344 amino acids. Gene Ontology annotation, molecular function: catalytic activity.
GUUCUGCAUGGUAUCGCAGUUUCGCCCCAUGUUGAGCUGCGGGCGCUACGUCAGCUCCUCCGCGAAUCAUGUUCUGCUUCGUCUUAAACACUCAUCACCAGAGUCAAGACACAUCUUUUGCGUUGUCGCCACGUCUUGAAUAUCAUGGAGUCUGAACAAUCCUUCCACCUUUUCACUUCCAUCCGGUAUGAUCCUUUACUUUUGGAAUCGGCCGAAAACUCCCUGCCCAUAUUAAACUAUGUGGCCCCUUCCCCAUUCUACAUGCUCAUCUACCACCGCGACCGCAUGCUCGAGGCCGCACAGCAUUUCGACUUCCACGCUGUAGCCCAAAGGCUCGAACAUGGCGAAUCACUACAUCAAGAGUUGUUACAAGAAGUAGCGGCAUAUCUGCACCGAGGAGGACACGAUGGGCCACUCAAGAUGCGCAUCCUCUUCGACAAGGCCGCAAACAUGACCAUCGACUUUGCUCCCACACCCGCAGUCCCCCUCUCAACCCUCUACCCCGCCUCCUUCGACCCACCACGCCCAAAACCCAUCCCCCAUCCCGCAAACCCGCAAGCCCUGCCCUUCCAGCCCUCCCCCCUGACAGGCGGCGCCCUCACCCUCGGCUCCACCGACACCCUCCCCCCCACCCCAUCAUCAGACCCUCCCCCACCACCAGAAUACCACCUACGCCUCGACACCCAGCCCACGCCCACCUCCGCCUUCACCCUGCUCAAAACCACUGUGCGGGAACAAUACGACGCUGCCCGCGCCCGCGCGCUCCCUGCAAACCCCUCCGGCGCCCCCUACGCCGAAGUCAUCCUGUACAACUCCACGCACGAGCUUACCGAGGGUACACUGACCACCAUCUACUUGUUCCGCGGCGGCCGCUGGGUGACGCCGCCUGUCGGCGUGCCUGCGGGCGAGUUUACCGCACAGACGCUGAAAGAUGCCGUGGGCGAGAGCGUGGAUCUGGACGAGGGCGAGCUGAGAAGACCGUUUGCGGGGAGGUGGGGGCACAGCGUGAGGAGUGCGAAGGUGGGGGCGGGCGGGCAGAGGGGCACGAGCAGGCGGUGGGCGCUGAAGAAGGGGUUUUGUAUGGAGGAGCCGAUUAGUGUGGGCACGGUUGAGGUGGGAGAGGGCGUGUGGAUUAGUAGUGGGGUGAGGGGAUUUGCUUUUGGGAGGGUGGUUGAGUAGGAUGGAUAGUUCAAAUAACCUGGCAUUUGAAUUGGCUUGAGCUUGGUAUAGUGCAGAUGGGCUAUCUAGUCUGAGGCGGGGGGCUGGUCCGCUGCGUAGACCCCAAUGGAUUUGAUGUUGGACCUGAUCUUAAUUGGGA